This is a messenger RNA of Condylostylus longicornis, 601 nucleotides long. RefSeq names its product nuclear envelope phosphatase-regulatory subunit 1 homolog (gene Cnep1r2). The record is from RefSeq and is a predicted model, not a curated record. NCBI's taxonomy places the organism in Eukaryota, Metazoa, Arthropoda, Insecta, Diptera, Dolichopodidae. The transcript has a single exon. The coding region runs from base 107 to 478 and encodes 123 amino acids. Gene Ontology annotation, cellular component: cytoplasm; Nem1-Spo7 phosphatase complex.
UGCUUUCGUUAUGUCAAAUUAAAAAAAAUAACAAUCGGAAAUAAAAAUAAUAUAAAUAUAAAUAUUAAAAUAAAAUUGCUACAUAAAUUUUGAUAUUUAUUGAAAUAUGGAAUCGUCAGCUUGCGAAGAUCUCAAAGCAUUUGAGCGAAGGUUAACAGAAGUAGUAGCAUCAUAUUAUCCAUCGACAAUCAGAUGGAGAAUUCUGUUAGCAAUAGUUUCAAUUUGCACGGCAACUGGAGCUUGGUAUUGGCUACGGGAUCCAAAUACUUCAAUAUUACCAUUACCAGAAUCCCUCUGGUAUCAUCCUGUUUUUUUUUGUGCUACCUUAUCUCUCAUAAUUUUGUUUUUAUUUGGAAUACAUAAGCUUGUAAUUGCACCGCAAAUCAUAACAUCUAGAAUGAGAUCGGUUUUAGCUGAUUUUAAUAUGAGUUGUGAUGACACCGGAAAAUUAAUACUAAAGCCUCGACCUAAUAAUUAGCUAAAAUUAAACUUAGUUAUAAUAUUACUCAAUAUUAAUUUAAAUUAAAAAUGUGGAAAGUAAAAUAAACAUAAAUCUUAGGAAUUUGUAAUUUUCAUUUAAUAAAAUAUAGCGUAGUAAAUA